ACUUAUUUAGUGAGUGGUGUGUAUCAGCGUUCGUGCAGUUGAUACGAAAAGAUGACUUACUUAAAAUCUUGUAUGAUUUUUAUUUUGUUGUCGAAGUUUGUUGAAACAAAGAUAUCUCCAGAUGUAAGAUGUGCUGUGAAUGGGGACGUGUAUCUCCGAAAGAGCUCGCAAGGAUCGAACUUGACGUCCAGGAGCUUGGAAUAUAUAUUUGCCAGCUCAGAGAAAACGGUCUGUGACCAUCAAGUAGCAGGAGAUGUUUUAAAGAUACAUGGAUGUGUGCAGCCAGGUGUUUCUUCACACGUGGACGUUUUCCUGCAUGGCGGCUCAGAUUCUAGCUUACAUAUUUACAGAAUAAAUUGCUUACCUCUAGUGAGUACUCGUCACCAUGAAACUUACCAAGCUGCUGAUCUAAGCGGGAAAGAUAGCGAAUAUCUUACUUACCAAGAACCUAUUGUUGGCCAACGUCGUCGUAAAGAUGUCUCGGGUGAUGUUAACGCGGGGAAUGACGACGACGACGAUAUAAAGAACCUCCAGACGUCGGUCUCGUUUGAAGUGAAGCUCAACUUCAGCAGUAACGAUGAAAUUUCCAUCGCCUGCAAUCCAGACAACCUUGGUAUUUUGUACGUCAGUAACCCUGACCCAGAUCAACUGAUUUACGUUGUAUCAUUUUCCGAAUUGACAAAACAAAAAUGCAAUUCUGAGUUCCUGGAAGGUAGACGUUUUGUUGCCGUCGGCGGAUGUAGUUUGAAUUUUCCAAUCACCAUUUCAUUCAAUAGCAAUGAUCUUUCAUCGGUCAUUGGAGGCGCUUAUUUCAAGGUUUAUAACGUCACGUGCUCGGAUAAGGCUUCCGUAGCACGUGGUAAUGUCUUCCCAGACAGAUAUAACACACCGGGAAGCCACGGUACUGAUCAAUGUAGAUAUUCAUUCUUUGUUACCAUGGUGAUGUUGGCAAUAACGUUGAUGAACCAACUUAUUUAAACAGGAAACAGACGAACCGGAAAUUCUCUCACACGGCGCAUAUGUAAAAAAAUCAUCUUUUGAAUUAAUAGCUCAUAUGCAAUAUUUUGAAUAAAGACAAAUGUAUAAGACAUUCGUUGUAAUUUGAACAGUUUGAUUUAUAAAUGUGCGUUUUUUGUACACUUAUACCUAUACAAAAUUUUGGGGAGUUACAAUUGAACUUGAUAGUGCUUUAUUCAUGUUAUCAAUACUUGAUGACACUAGUUAGAUAUGCUUUCUAUCUAAAUACACGUAUUAAAAUAUCGCGAGCAAUAUACAUGUAUGUCUUUUCAUUCAUUCCUUAAAGGUUUUUCUAAAAGAUCAAAAGAUGUACUAUUUACUCAGUGUUUUGUUUACAAAUAAAGAAAUUUGUAAGAAUAUUA
Messenger RNA from Ruditapes philippinarum (Manila clam), 1379 nucleotides. RefSeq lists its product as uncharacterized. The transcript is spliced from 4 exons. NCBI's taxonomy places the organism in Eukaryota, Metazoa, Mollusca, Bivalvia, Venerida, Veneridae. The coding region runs from base 52 to 978 and encodes 308 amino acids. The record is from RefSeq and is a predicted model, not a curated record.